Ipomoea nil (Japanese morning glory) is the source of this 1072-nucleotide messenger RNA. Its product is annotated as ER membrane protein complex subunit 7 homolog. The transcript has 7 exons. Gene Ontology annotation, cellular component: EMC complex. NCBI's taxonomy places the organism in Eukaryota, Viridiplantae, Streptophyta, Magnoliopsida, Solanales, Convolvulaceae. Gene Ontology annotation, molecular function: carbohydrate binding. The coding region runs from base 179 to 814 and encodes 211 amino acids. The record is from RefSeq and is a predicted model, not a curated record.
UAAGACCAUUUUUGAGAUUAAUUCGUUAUUUUUGUAAAUUAUCGUUUUGUGGGUUUCCGACGCCAUACCAGUGCCGACUCCCUCGCGAGGAGAAAUUCCUUCCCUCGUUUUGAUCGGAUUUUCAAAUCGCUUUUUCAGUUUCUUUCGUUGUAAUCUAUACUCACAAUAGCAAAUCGCUAUGACUUGGCCGAUCUUUUUCCCACUACUCUUUCUUCUCCAACUCUGCUUCUGGUCUCUCGCCGUUGCUUCCGGGAACAGCGAUGGGUAUACUAUAAACGGACGUGUGAAAUUACCAGGCUUUAACUUGAAAGGAUCUGGUCUGCUGGCUAAGGCUUCAGACGUCAAGGUGUUACUCAAUGGUGGCCAAAGAGUUACUUUUCUGAGACCUGAUGGAUAUUUUUCAUUCCAUAACGUGCCAGCUGGGACGCAUCUGAUUGAAGUGGAUGCAAUAGGCUAUUUCUUCUCCCCAGUCCGAGUUGAUGUGAGUGCCAGAAACCCAGGUAAGGUUCAAGCAGCACUGACGGAGAAUAGAAGGAGUUUAACUGAACUAGUGUUGGAACCAUUGAGGGAGGAGCAGUACUAUGAGAUUAGGGAACCGUUCUCCGUAAUGUCUAUAGUAAAAAGCCCCAUGGGUUUGAUGGUUGGCUUCAUGCUGCUUGUGGUGUUUGUAAUGCCUAAAUUGGUUGAAAAUAUGGAUCCCGAAGAAAUCAGACGUGCACAAGAGGAAAUGAGAAGCCAAGGAGUUCCCACCCUUUCGAGCUUACUACCCGGGGCCGGGGCCGCGGCACAAAGGAGCACUAGACAAUCGGAGUAGCAACAGAGCCAUCCUAACUGCAUCCGGAGGCUGAAACACUGCAGAUUUCCAUUUUCAUAAAACGAGAAUUUUUACUGAUGUCAAGCUAUAGAUUUCCCUUCCCUUUUCAUUGAUUCUCAAAUAGUGGCAGUAUUUAAGUUUCCUUUCAUUCUAAAAACAUAACACUUUACUCUUCCAUCAUUUAUCAUAUCUGUGCUGAUUAAUGAGAGAUUGUUUCAACUUUUAUUUAGGGGGCACAUAAUGAACAUUUUUAAUGAA